Molecule: messenger RNA, 1369 nt
Organism: Pelagomonas calceolata
Lineage: Eukaryota; Pelagophyceae; Pelagomonadales; Pelagomonadaceae
Source: the annotation of a GenBank genome assembly
CUACUGGGCUUUUGGCGCGGCAUUGCUGCUGCGCUAGCUACGCUAACUUUCGCGCGCGCGAGCUGCUGCGUACGUUGCUCCCUCCAGCCUGCAAAGAUGAUGCGGACAGCCCUUCGCCGCGUCGCGCGCCAGCGCUGCACGCGGCACGCAAGCGCCGCGAGCCAGCAAGGCGGCAGCGGGCCACUCAAGCUCGUCGCCGCCGGCGCGGCGGGUGCCAUCAUCUAUUUCAACAAUGAGAGCAUACGCGGAUCGUCGUUCUAUUGGUCGCUCGCGGACGCCGGCGCGAAUCUACUAAGGGAAGGUAUCAGCGAUGCGGAAGACGCGCAUUCGUACGCCCUGCAGCUUUUAAAUUUGGGAUUGGGGCCCGUCGCACCGAAGGCCGACACGGCGCUCGAAACGACGGUCUUCGGCCUCACCUUCGCGGCGCCGGUGGGCGUCGCGGCGGGCUUUGACAAGCGGGGCCUCGCGCACGCGCCGCUCGGCACGAUGGGCUUUGGCUUCGUUGAGGUCGGCGGCGUGACGCCGGCGCCGCAGCCCGGCAACGAGCGGCCGCGCGUCUUCCGGCUGAAGGAGGAUCGAGCUGUGGUGAACUUUGUCGGGUUACCUUCCGAAGGUGCGGAGGUGGUGGCCGCAAGGCUGAAGAGUACGGAGAAGACGUGCGUCGUGGGCGCGAACGUGACGAAGAACGCAAUCAGUAAGGACGCGGUCGCGGACCACGCGCGCGUCGUCAAGGCGCUGGACGGCGCCGUGGACUUUGUCGUAGUUAACGCGUCGUGCCCGAACGUCAAGGGCGGCGUCGUCGACGUGAAGGCCAUGGCGGCAUUGGUUGAAGUUGCUAGGAAGAACACGUCGGUGCCCGUGCUCCUGAAAGUGUCGCCGGACUUGGAUGAACGGCAGCGGCGGACGGUGGCGAACACGGCGCUCAGGCUAAAGUUGGAUGGUUUAGUGGUUGCGAACACGACCAGUAGGAGGCCGCACCGCGACUCGUCGCCGCCGCUGUUCAAGACGCCGUUGCUGUCUCCAGAUGUUCCGGACCGGGGCGGCCUCUCGGGCCCGCCGCUCGUCGAGAACACGCGGGCGAUCGUGCACGACUUCUACCGCAAAACGAAGGGGCGCGUGCCGAUCGUGGGCGUCGGCGGCGUGUCGUCGGCGGACGACGCGUAUGCGCUCAUAAGGGCCGGCGCGUCGCUCGUCCAGCUCUACACGGCGCUGGUGUAUCACGGGCCGGGUCUCGGCUGCGAGAUCCGCGACGGGUUGGUAGAAAGGGCGCGGAGAGACGGGUUCGAGCGUGUGCGCGACGCGGUGGGGGCGGACCACCGGCGGUGAGCCCCUGCUUCGUGGACUAGGCUGUAAAUAAGUUAGUUAUGCU